AAUUAAACGUUCCACCAUUGAAGUCACAACUGCAUUACAUUGCUCACUAUUAAUCGUUUGACUAUUACGCCUGUAUUUACUGUAAUUUGAUCAAGCACGAUCUCGAUUAUCACUGAAAAUGGCAGCAAAGUUUCUAGUGAUCUUCCUGACCGCAGCAAUUUUUGCCUAUUUUGGUGUCUUCGCUAAGGGAGUGCCCCAGGAUGCUCUCGCACGGAAAAUCACGACUUUGUCCGACGCUGUGCAUAACGCUUUCGCCCACCGCGAUCUUCCGCGGACCAAGCGCGAGACGGUGACUCUGGAAAUCAGCGAGGCCAGCAUGCCCGUAAAAUGCCGCGAGACCGUCACGGCGCUACAGGAGUUGUGGCUACUGUGCAAGGCCUAUUACCUGCGUCUGGGUUCCCGGUACUCCGGAUGCAACGAUAAAGACAGCGACAUGAAGAGAACAUUCGGCAUCUGUCUGACCUACAGCAAUGUGGCUGAUCGUGAGAACCUGGUGGAUAUGUAUAGUAAUUUCAUAAAAUAUCAGUACACUUCUUAAUGUAGCUGUUUGACCUUUAUCUGCCUAAUUUACUAGCUCGAUUGUUGCAACAGUCAGUGUUGUCGCUCUUUAUUUAUACUGCUUAAUGGUGCGGCCUUUCCUGAGUUUCCUGGGUUGUAAUCUUUGUGUAUAAACAUAGGUACUCGUUAAGGUACCAAUUUUGCAUUAAAACCGAUCCUUAAAUGUAAAGGCUUCUUAUUAUCGUUACUGUGAUCCCUCUUAUUCGAAGGAUUUCGGAUUACAGCUAUGCUGCCUGAAAAAAUGUGAAUAAAGUCAGUGCAAUAA
This is a messenger RNA of Paramacrobiotus metropolitanus, 823 nucleotides long. RefSeq lists its product as uncharacterized. Bases 119 to 538 code for a protein of 139 amino acids. The transcript is spliced from 2 exons. The record is from RefSeq and is a predicted model, not a curated record. Lineage: Eukaryota; Metazoa; Tardigrada; Eutardigrada; Parachela; Macrobiotidae.